AUUUAAAAUCAUUUUCCCAUCCCACGCAAAAAUUAAUCAACCAUAUUUACAAACAUGAAUAUUUGGCCAUCCGAAAUUCACUGAAGCGUAAACAUUUUAAAUGCAAGUAGAAUUUGGUUUAUUUAUAAACCGGUUUGUAGCGGCUUUGUUCCGGCGCCCGUUCGAGUAAAUCAAAAUGAAGAAAACGCUUGUUUCCCUCAAAAUCCUGCAGUCCUUUUUAAUCUCAGCUGAUACUGAGCACACUCGCAUUAAUCACUUGAAUUCAAAUGCUUGAUAACCGGUUAGUUGACCUGGAUUUCGAUAGUCGGCUCGAUUUCGCGUCGGAAACGCCUGUUGUUUUUUCGAAAAAUGCUCCAACUAGUUCCUCGCUUGGCAUUAAAAUCGGGUGCUCGUUUGUUUUCGCGAAGAAAUCACUUCCUUGAGGUGAGUGAUGAGGUGACUGAGGCAUUGAGGCUCAACAGGCCGGUGGUUGCGCUGGAAUCGACAAUUAUCACUCAUGGGAUGCCGUUUCCUCAAAAUGUUGAGUGCGCUUUGGAGGUGGAGGAGGCGGUUCGAAGCCAGAAUGCGGUUCCAGCAACAAUCGCCCUAGUAAAUGGAGCUGUUAAAGUGGGUCUAUGUAAGAGGGAAAUUGAGAUUUUGGGCGACACGAAGAUUAGCCGCCCAGUGAAAACCUCCCGCAGAGAUUUUCCGUAUGUUCUGAGCAAUAAACUCAACGGCGGCACCACCGUGGCUGGCACCCUGGUUGUUUGCAACCAGGUUGGUAUACGAAUUUUUGCAACUGGAGGGAUUGGUGGUGUCCAUCGCGGAGCAAGCGAAACGUUUGAUAUUUCCGCUGAUUUAACUGAAUUGGGACGUUGUAAUGUUGCGGUUGUUUCCAGCGGCGUUAAAUCGAUCUUGGACAUAGCGAAGACGCUGGAAUACUUGGAAACACAGGGGGUUUUGGUUGCAACCCUUGGCCCAACCGCAGCGUUUCCAGCUUUCUACAGUCGCUUGAGCGCUCACAAAGCCCCAUACUGUGUUGAAACUGCUUCGGCUGCAGCCGAAAUCAUCAAAGCUCACAAAGACAUGCACCUUGAAUCAGGCUUGUUGUUUGGAGUGCCUGUUCCAGAGCCUUAUGCUUUUGAUCCAGAAUCAAUUAACCGAAUUAUCGACGACGCAUUAGUGGAAGCCCAUAAGGCAGGCAUAAGUGGUAAAAACAUCACGCCCUUUCUUUUGGAGCAGAUCGCUGGGAUGUCGGGGGGCAGCUCGUUGAAAACUAAUAUUGCGCUAAUAAAGAACAACGCAAAAACUGCAGCAGAGAUUGCCGUCUGUUUAGCGCAUCUGGAAAGAAACGAAGAAGACACCAAACCAGAGGAGAAGCUGCCCUCGAGCAAACGGCCCGUUAUUAUUGGAGGAUGCAACUUGGACUGCGUGGUUCAUCUGGAAUCCGACGAACUAAAGGUAAGCAACUUUUCAAUUGCAACCGGUUUGGACGCAAAGAAUUUUUGAACAACGGCGUGUGCGUUUAGCUGCCAAACUCCUCGCAAGUCUCACCUUGAGUAAUUGUCAUACUUAAGCCCAUACCUCCAGGAAAAUAAAAUUUUGAGGAAAUAUAGAGUGCAGUUUGG
This is a messenger RNA of Dendroctonus ponderosae (mountain pine beetle), 1607 nucleotides long. Its product is annotated as pseudouridine-5'-phosphate glycosidase-like. Lineage: Eukaryota; Metazoa; Arthropoda; Insecta; Coleoptera; Curculionidae. The record is from RefSeq and is a predicted model, not a curated record. Bases 349 to 1488 code for a protein of 379 amino acids. The transcript has 7 exons. Gene Ontology annotation, molecular function: pseudouridylate synthase activity.